Molecule: messenger RNA, 9583 nt
Organism: Phycodurus eques (leafy seadragon)
Lineage: Eukaryota; Metazoa; Chordata; Actinopteri; Syngnathiformes; Syngnathidae
Gene: myo10l1
Product: myosin X, like 1
Exons: 44
Coding region: 255-6413 (2052 amino acids)
Biological process (GO): signal transduction
Cellular component (GO): cytoskeleton; myosin complex
Molecular function (GO): protein binding; ATP binding; cytoskeletal motor activity
Source: RefSeq, a predicted model, not a curated record
CGUUUUCCCAUCCGCUCCCCCUCACCUCCCUCCAUCCUUGGAUUUGUCACGAGAAGAAGAAGAAGAAGAUGACGAUGAUGCUGGUGCUGAUGUGAAUGGGACACACACACACGCCAGCACGGAGGCAUCCACGCCGCGAGUGCCCCCGUCAUUUUGGAGCGAACACGCGGAGAUUUGCGCACCGGCGAGCGGGGCCAGCGUGUGCGCUCUGCCCGGGCCCGGCGCGAGACGUCUGGGCGGACUGACGAAGCAGGAUGGAGGCGUUUUUCACGGAGGGGGCCCGCGUUUGGGUUAGGGAGAAAGAACAGCUGGUCCCGGCCACGGUCAAUUCCUGCGGAGAUGGAACCCUGGUUGUCACUACUGACUAUGGAGAGGUGCUGUACCUGCAACAGGCGGAGGUCACCAGGGAGCGCGUGUACGCCAUGCACCAGUCCAGUGUGGACGGCGUGGAGGACAUGUCGGCGCUGGCUGAGCUGCACGAGGCGGCCAUCAUGCACAACCUGUACCAGCGCUACCAGAAGGACAACAUCUAUACAAACAUUGGCAGCAUCCUGGCCGCCGUCAACCCUUAUAAGCAGUUCCCGGGUCUGUACGACCCGGAGCGGGUGGACCUCUACUCCAAGCACCAGCUGGGCGAGCUGCCGCCGCACAUCUUCGCCGUGGCCAACGAAUGCUACCGUUGCAUUUGGAAGAGACACGACAGCCAGUGUGUGCUCAUCAGUGGCGAGUCGGGGGCGGGGAAGACGGAAAGCACCAAGCUGUUGCUGCAGUUCUUGUCGAUGAUGAGCCAGAACUCAGCUGGGACGCCGCCGUCGGAGAGAAGCACGCGUGUGGAGCAGGCCAUCGUACAGAGCAGUCCUAUCAUGGAAGCGUUUGGGAACGCCAAGACCGUCUACAACAACAACUCCAGCCGCUUCGGCAAGUUCAUCCAGCUUCACUUCUCGGAGAGCGGCAACAUCCAGGGAGGCUGCGUCAUCGAUUAUUUACUGGAAAAGAACCGAGUGGUGCGACAGAAUCCCGGAGAACGCAACUACCACAUCUUCUACGCGCUCCUGGCGGGAGACACCAAAGAGCAUAAAAGUCUCUACUUCCUUGAGGAUCCAGCAGAAUCUUUCCACUACCUCAGCCAGUCAGGCUGCCUGAAGGACAAGAGUCUGAAUGACAAAGAGCUGUUUAACAGUGUUAUGGAGGCGCUGAAGGUGCUGGAAUUCUCCGAGGAGGAGAUCAGGGACAUGUUCAAGCUCCUCUCGGGCGUCCUGCAGCUCGGCAACGUGGAGUUCAUGACGGCGGGAGGAGCUCAGAUCACCACCAAGCAAGUGGUGACCAAUGCCAGCGAGCUGCUUGGCCUCGACGCUUUCCAGUUGUCCGAAGUGCUGACUCAGCGCUCCAUCAUCCUGCGAGGGGAAGAGAUAUGUUCGCCGCUGACCAUCGAGCAGGCCGUGGAUUCUCGGGACUCUGUUGCCAUGGCGCUGUAUUCCCAAUGUUUCUCCUGGAUCAUCCUCAAGAUUAAUCAGAAGAUCAAAGGGAAGGAAAACUUUAAGUCCAUCGGCAUCCUGGACAUCUUCGGCUUUGAGAACUUUGAGGUGAAUCGCUUUGAGCAGUUCAACAUCAACUACGCCAACGAGAAGCUGCAGGAGUACUUCAACAAGCACAUCUUCUCCCUGGAGCAGCUCGAGUACAACAGGGAAGGUGUCCAGUGGGACGCCAUCGACUGGAUGGACAAUGCCGAGUGUCUUGACCUCAUAGAGAAGAAAUUGGGAUUGUUGGCUCUGGUGAACGAAGAGAGUCGCUUCCCCAAAGGCACAGACUUCACUCUUCUUGAGAAGCUGCACAGUAGACACUCUACCAACCCGUACUACGUGAAGCCCAGACUGGCCGACCAUCAGUUCGGUAUCAAACAUUACGCCGGGGAGGUUCUGUAUGACGUCAAAGGCAUUUUGGAGAAGAACAGAGACACGUUCAGAGACGACAUCCUCAACAUGCUCAAAGACAGCAGGCUGGACUUCAUCUAUGACCUUUUUGAGAAGGUGGGCAGCAGGAACAACGAGGAGAAGAUGGGAACAGCCAGACGCAAGCCCACCGUCAGCUCCCAGUUCAGGGACUCCCUGCAUGCUCUCAUGGCCACUCUGAGUGCUUCCAAUCCUUUCUUCAUCCGCUGCAUUAAGCCCAAUAUGGAAAAGAAUCCCAACGUGUUCGAUCCGGACGUUGUCCUCAACCAGCUGAGGUACUCGGGGAUGCUGGAGACCGUCAAGAUCCGUCGCGCAGGGUUCCCUGUCCGAAGAACUUUCAAAGACUUCUUCUCGCGAUAUAAGAUCAUUUCCAAGGAGAAAGCGGCUACGGGGGGAGAUGACAAGAAGAGGAGCACGGACCUACUGACUAAAUACGACAAGACCAAGAAGAAGUGGCAGCUGGGGAAGACCAAAGUUUUUAUGAAAGAGUCUCUGGAGCAACGCUUGGAGAAAGACCGCGACGAAGUGCGACGCCAGGCGGCCAUGAUCAUAAGAGCUCACCUUCUCACUUUCUCGGCCAAGAAACACUUCAAGCGAAUGCGGGCUAGCACCAUCACCCUGCAGAAGCACCUGCGCAGGCACAUCCAGCGCGGCCGCUUUGUCCGCCAACGCAAGGCGGCGCUGGUGCUCCAGAGGCACCGGCGAGGCCAGGUGGCACGAGCUCGCGUCUGCAAGCUCCGAGAGGAGAGGAGGAAGAAGGAGGAGGAAGAGAGGAAGGAGGAAGAGGUGGAGGCAGACGAGGACGAGGAGGAGGAGGAGGAGGAGGAGGAGGAGGAAGAGGAAGAAGAGCAAGAGGAGGCAGAAGGCGACAGGGAGCAGAAGGGAGCUGCCGAGGGGACCACUAAAUCCUCUGAGAACGAAAUGCGACAGAUGGAGGAGAUCCUCCAGCUGGAACGCGAGAUCGAGCGUCUGCAGAAGAAGCGCGAGGACGAGGUGUCGCAGCUGUGCGAGUCGUCCAAGCAGGAGCUGCAGCUGCGCCGCGACGCCGAGGUCAAGCGCAUGAAGAAGGAGGCCUCGCGCAAGGCCACGGGCCUCAUCGACCUGCUCAACUUCGGCGGCGUGGAUCCCUCUCUGGGCGCGGCGGCCGAAGCCGAGGUCGACGCCGAGGCCGGAGCGCCAGAGCCCGUCAAGGCUGCCACCGCCACGCAGCCCUGCGUGUCCAAGGACGAGGAGGUGGACGAGGGUUGCCGCACCGAGGAGGAGUACAUCCCGCUUCCUGACUUCCCCCCUCCCGCGGAGACGGACACCCCCAUGGAUCAGGCCAUGUUCGCCCACCUUCCUCCGCCGCCGCCGGCGUUCGCCGAGGGGACGGUACCUCCGGCGCCGUCCACGCUCCCUACGGAAGGGCAGAAGGCCGAGCCGGAGAGGAAGGUGAGCGUGGUGGACAGCCUGGUGGACGGCGAGGAGCCCAUCUACAGCAUGCCCGCCGACACCGAGUCCGACUACGACCAGGAGGAGGAGGAGGGCUCGGUGACGGCCGGCGACGACAGCUCGGUGUCGGGCAGCAACCGGGGCAGCGCCGCCGUCGCCGAUGAAGAGCACCCGCGCAAGUCCACCUGCACCAGCGUCAGCGCCGAGUCGUACCGCGGCAGUUCCGACUCUUACCCAGGCAGCGACGACGAGCACGACGGCAUGAUGGACACCGAUGAGGACGCCACAAACGGACGAGUGACCUUGUUCAACGGCAACGGGCCGCCGUAUUUCCACGGCUACCUCUACAUGAAAGCUGGCCUCAUGAUCCCCUGGCGGAGGCGCUGGUGCGUGCUAAAGGACGAGACCUUCAUGUGGUUCCGCUCCAAGCAAGAGUCCCUCAAGUCGGGCUGGCUCUACAAGAAAGGAGGCGGACUCUCAACCCUCUCACGCAGAAACUGGAAGAUGCGUUGGUUUGUGCUGAGGGACAGCAAGCUGAUGUACUACGACAACGACAGCGAGGAGAAGCUGAAGGGAACCAUCGACAUCCGGGCUGCAAAGGAGAUCGUCGACAACCACGAGAAGGAGAACGCUCUGAACAUUGUGACCGACGAGAGGACCUACCAAGUUUUUGCAGAGUCGCCAGAGGACGCCAGCGGGUGGUUUAAUGUGCUCAGUAAGGUGCGAGUCUGCACGCCCGAGCAGCUGCUGGAGAUGUCCCACGAGCAGGCCAACCCCAAGAACGCUGUGGGAACGCUUGACGUGGGCCUGAUUGACUCUGUCUGUGCAUCGGACAACCCUGAUCGGCCCAACUCCUUUGUGAUCAUCACAGCCAACCGUGUGAUCCACUGCAACAGCGACACGCCCGAGGAGAUGCAUCACUGGAUCAGUCUGCUGCAGAAGCCCAAAUGCGACGCCAGGAUCGAAGAGUUUCUCGUUCGAGGUUGGCUCCAGAAGGAGGUGAAGACCAACGCGAAGAGCGCCUCGCUGAAGCUGAAGAAGCGCUGGUUCGUCCUCACGCACAACUCCCUGGACUACUACAAGAGCUCCGAGCGCAACUCUUCCAAGAUGGGCACGCUGGUGCUCAACUCGCUCUGCUCCGUCAUCCAGCCGGACGAGCGAGUGCACAGGGAGACUGGAUACUGGAACAUCAUCGUGUAUGGUAGGAAACAUUCCUACCGCCUCUACACCAAAAUGCUGAACGAGGCCAUGAGAUGGACAGCCGCCAUACAAGGCGUCAUAGACAGCAAGACCCCCAUCGAGACCCCGACUCUUCAGCUCAUCAGAGACAUCAAGGAGAACAGCGUGAAUGCAGAAAUAGUAGAGCAGAUGUACAGGAGGAACCCUAUCCUCAGAUACACGCAGCAUCCCCUACACUCGCCGCUGCUGCCACUACCAUACGGCGAAGUCACUAGCCUGCAAAGGCAGCAGGGCUACGCCAGCCUGCAGGACGAGGCCGUGCGGGUCUUCAAUUCGCUGCAGGAAAUGGAGACGCUGGCCGACACGGUGCCCAUCAUCCAGGGCAUCCUGCAAACCUGCCAGGACCUCCGUCCUCUCAGGGAUGAGGUUUAUUGUCAGGUGAUCAAGCAGACCAAUCAUGUGUCUCAGCCCAACAGCCCAGCCAAUCGGGCGCAUUGGCACCUCCUCACCUGCAUGAGCUGCACCUUCCUCCCCAGUCGCGUCAUCCUCCGAUAUCUCCGCUUCCACCUGAAGAAGGUCCGCGAACGCUACCCCAGCACGGAGAUCGAGCGCUACGCCGCUUUCAUCGGAGAAUCUCUAAAGAAGACCAAGACUCGUGAGUUUGUACCCUCCCAGGAGGAGAUCGCUGCCUUGCUGGUGAGACAGGAGAUGAGCACCACAGUUUACUGCCACGGGGGAGGAUCUUGCAAGAUCUCCAUCAACUCGCACACCACGGCUGGAGAGGUUGUGGAGAAGUUGAUCCGAGGAUUGGCCAUGGAGGAAAGCAAGAACCUUUUCUCUCUUUUUGAGCACAAUUCUGUGACGGAUCGCGCUUUGGAGAGCAGAGUCAUUGUGGCAGAUGUUCUAGCCAAGUUUGAAAGGCUUGCCGGCAGUGAGGAAGAGGAAGAAGAAGGAGAGUGGAAGCUGUAUUUCAAGCUCUACUGCUUCUUGGAUGUGGAGAGCAUGCACAAAGAAGGAGUGGAAUUUGCUUUCAUGUUUGAGCAGGCCCAUGAGUCUCUCAUCAGCAGACACUUCCCGGCAUCUGAGGAGACUUUGCAGCACCUGGCCUCUUUACGUCUCCAGUAUCUCCAUGGUGACGGGGCAGGCCGGGCCGGCUGGAGUCUGGGGACUGUCUAUCCCAUCGGACGUCUCCGCAGCCGUAUCAUACACUCCACUAAGUCGGGCGUGGGCUCAGCGAGUGCGACGGCAGGAGCAGGGACAGCGGACGGUAAGGCAGCAGCGGGAGGGCCAGGCGUUCCAGUCGAGAAACGCAAAACGCCGAGCUUCCUGGAUGGCACACUGAGGAGGAGCUUCAAGACGGGCUCACUGAAGAAACAGAAGGUGGAGGAGGAGCAGAUGCUGGAGAUGUGGGUGAAGGAGGAGACGUCGGCCACACGCACCAGCGUGCUGGAGAAGUGGACGCGGCUGCAGGGCAUGGCACAACACCAGGCCAUGCUCAAAUACAUGAGCAUUAUCAAGGAGUGGCCUGGAUACGGAUCCACUCUCUUCGAUGUGGAGUGUAAGGAAGGUGGUUUCCCUCAUGACCUGUGGCUGGGCGUGAGUGCCGAUAAUUUGUCCGUGUACAAGCGAGGCGAACCAAAACCGCUGGAGACGUUUCAGUACGAACACAUCACGUUCUUUGGCGCCUCGCAGCUCUGCACCUACAAGAUCAUCGUGGACGAGAGGGAGAUGUUCUUUGAGACCCCACUGGUUGCCGAAAUCACCAAGAUCAUGAGGGCUUACAUUAAUAUGAUGGUGAAAAAACGCUGCAGCAUCAUGUCCGUCACCAGCGUCGCCAGCUCGUGGGUGAGGUGAUUGCCGUUGGCCAAUCAGAGUCAUUGGUUUUCCCCAGUGGCUAACGAUACCCGUCCUGGGGCAGAUGCACCAGUCCCUGCCAAGUGGCCGCUGAAGCAAAGGGAUCAAUGGGAUUGGGUUGGAUGCAUUUGUGGAUUUUUCAUUCAAGCAUGACACAGGAACCUGGAUUUUUGAGGACAGUCUUUUCGCAUACAGUACAUUACCCCAGUUCUAGCCCUUGCAUGAAGUAGUUAAAGCACAUUACACAUUUUCAGAUUUCCUUCUUUUUGAGUCUCAAGCACAAAGCACUCAUCAGCUGGUCUGUCCUACUUUUACCGAGGACUCACCGGGGCUCCAUCCAAGGACCUAGUGGGGCUCUCUCCAAGAACCCCGGGGUGGGGAGGGGGGCUACAUUUAAAUAUUUGUGGACGGUCUCCCACACAGGUCUUAGGAGGUCUGCCUUUGAGGCCCCAAGGCAUGGCUCCCUUUUAAGACUCUAACACUCCAGGACCAAAUUGGCCCUAACUCCUAGACCUGCUGAUGGCUUCAUCGUACAACACAGGAUCGUCCCACCCCCACUCCCAAUGAUCCAAGGAGUAGGAUCCCUCCCCUAGGAACGCCCAGGACCAAAGGGGGCUACCUCCUGACACAGGGGAGGGGUUGGUACCCCACCCUCUGGUGCACUGCCAGACAAUCUGCUUCAAGCGCGCUUGUGUCUCUCUCUCUCUCUCUCUCUCUCUCUCUCUCUCUCUCACUCUCUAUUUUCAUGCAUUCAUCCUCACCCCGUUGCAUAUUAUUAAGUUUCCGUGUUGAAUUUUUGCUUGCUUUUGUCCCUCCGGUUCUUUUCUGUGAUAUCACUUCUAUCGCAUCUGUCGUUGAGGGCGUGGGGUCUCUUCUUUUUGGACAAGGGAGAAGAAAUGAAGACAUUAACUCACUAGUGCCACCGUGUGGCCAUAAGAAGAAACUACAGCCAAAAGAAAACCACUUGGAAUUCUUUGGAAUGAUAUCAAGAAAGACAUCCAAUGUGAUGUAACGCAAUUCCACACACUUGGUGUCUGUUAUGACUAUAUUCAUACACAAACUGAACCGAGUUUUAUUGUUUUUGUACUGUAUAUCACACAUAAUAGAGUUAUUAUUGAAUUUUCUGUGGUUACAGCACUGUGGAACCUAGACAGAGAAUCUACGCGUAAGGCAAUGUGACACCUCUAGUGUAAGAUACAAGCAAUUUAAAGGGUAUCUUUCACUGGCAGUGCCAUUCAUGUGACUCACAGAGAAACGGUGUUUGGAUGAAUUUAUCAUUGUUUUUUGUUUUGUUUUGUUUUUUAACGCUAUUGUAGUACUGUAUACUCUUGUCUGAUUAGACUGACUGAUUUUUUUCUUUAUAGCAAAAAUGACAUAAGUGCACCAGUUUGUCUGUACGUCCGUGUUUCCAUGUGGCUUUACUUACUGGGACUGCUAUUAUUACUGUACAACAACCCCUCCGCUAAAAGUGCUGUGUGUGUCUGUUGCGUGUGUGUGUGUGUGUGUGUGUGUGCGUGUGUGUGUGCGACAUUGUACUCCAAACUGCAUUAUAAGGGAAAAGAAACGAAGAAAAGUAACACGUGUAUUCCUCGGAAAUGAGAUGUAUUUAUAUGACUAAGCAAACGAUGGUGUUGUGAUCGUGUGUUAACGGGGAAGAAAGAGCAUGGGGACUUUUAAUGGGAGGGAGGGAACAAGGUUAUUUAUUUACGAACAUACUGUAUUGAUGAGUGUGUUAACGGAGGAAGGCUGCAUUGUGUAUUUUGGAAAAUACAGUUUCAAAAGGUGCAUACCGUAUUUCCUCAAAUUGUGGCAUCGGCAAAUAAAUUGUCGUUGUCGUCUGCUUGGGACAAACAAAUGCCCCCCAAAUGGAGUAGUGAUGCAUUGUUCACACUCAUAGUUCUUUGACAUUAAAGAGCGACCUGUUGAGCCCACUUCAACUCUGUUGCUAACCAAAACAGCAGCACCCAACAGUACGUAAUCAGUGUACUCUUACAAUCUUGCAUUAUGUGGAGACGGCGGUCUUUAACCCAUUCCAGUUGGGUAAAUAAAUGCCCCCCUGGCCACUGUUUGAGGAAAUAUGGUAUACAGUAUAUGAAACUGUGAAGAGAAAUAUGGAUUAUGCAAAAUAUAAGUGCUGGUAUCUGUGUAUGUUUGGACUGGGAGUGAUGUCAUUGCAUCAUGUGGCACUAGUACAACAGGUCGGGGCCAUGUCUGCCAUCUAUUUGCAGGUCGGCUGUAACUUUACCUUGGGAAAUAUUGAGGUCAGAACCUUGGAUUGAUCAGAGAAUCUUGACUUUUCUGUUGUAUUUCACUCUGCCUAUUUAAACGGGGUAGAACUAAACAGGGAUCCGGAAAAUAAACACACCCUUCCCGAUUAAAAUCACAGUUUUUCCUGAUGUAAAACAAUGAGACGCCGAAGGAUAAUUUCAAAAACUUUCAUUUAACAUAUAUAUAUAUUUUCAAAUAUGUAAGGUUUUCUCCCAGGACCCAGGGUGCGGUGUCGGUGUCGGGCCUGCGAGAACCCUGUGGGGGAUCGCUCCCAAGACCCCUCAACCUCGUCCCAAGCCCAAGGCAUUUCUUCUCGGGCACAGGCCCCGUUAAGGCCACCCCACAGAUAUUCAUUUUGAUUUAGGCCUGCGCUCUGGCAUUCCAAACACUUAAAAACCCAAGAGGCUACCUUCAACGUCCUUUUGGAAGCGGGAAAGGUGUGUUUGAGGCGUAUUCGCAAUUCCCUAUCCACGGUAUGACCUCACAGUGUUUAGUGACAGCUGCGGCCCAUGAUGCAUUGCACACUGAUAAAAGAGUGGUUCCAUCCAGCUCGAACUAAGAAGGACUCUGGAGCCACCUGUUCUACGUGUUCUAGCUCUAUGCUUCUGUCUGUCACUGAUGCUUAACCCAACAGGGAGUUGAGUAGUAUGCGAUCCCUGAGGGGGGUGAUGAAAAAACAUAUAUAAUAAAUGUCCUGCCAUCAGCCGCAGGCGGCCAGCGUGGGUCUUGUUUUUAUGAAUAUUAUUACGAUUACUAUUAUUAUUAUUAUUACAGUUUCAUGUUAUGCUUACUAUCAUCUUUAAACAUUGUGCUUGUUGAGACAAAAAAAAAUGAGAGAGAGAGAGAAGUGUGUUGUUAUUUUUUAUUUUGAACUUGAUUUAAAUAACAUGCUUUAAUAAAUU